AUGCGCUUCUCCUCGCUCGACGUCUACCCAAAGACGCUCAAGGAGUUCCGUCAGCGUACGACCUCGGGCGCCAUCGUCUCACUCUCGUGCGCCACCCUCAUCGCGCUGCUCACCUGCGUCGAGGUCGCCGACUUUUUGCGCGGCACGAGCGACGACCACCUCUUCGUCGACACGUCGCGGGGCUCGACGCUGCGGAUCAACCUCAACAUCUCAUUCCCAGCGCUUCCCUGCUCCACCAUCACCCUCGACACCCUCGACAUCUCGGGCAACCACGCGCCCGACCUGAUGCGGCACAUCUCAAAGACGCGGCUCGACAAGGCUGGGCGGUCGCUGGAGGAUGGGCCGCGCGCGGGCGACGGCCGGCCUGGCCGCGCGCUGCUCUCCGGCGCGGGCGGCGGCGCGCAGCGGGGCCUUGGCCCCGCGCUGCUGCAGCUGAACCGCAACGACCUGAUGCUCUCGGCGCUGAUGCAGCUGCUGCAGCCGCACGCGGCGAUCGACGAGCUGCGCGCGCACGUGGGGGAGGGGUGCCACAUCGAGGGCCACAUGGUGGUGAACCGGGUGGCGGGCAACUUUCACUUUGCCCUCACGCACGAGGCGCACGCGUCGGGUCCGCAGCUCUCGCCGGGAACGGCGUCUCUUCACACCUGCAGCCGUUCACAGGAGCACGCGACGCUGAUGGCCGUCUUCGGGUCGCGCGACAAGCUCAACGUCUCCCACUCUGUGCACUCGGUCUCGUUUGGAGAGCCCUUCCCGGGGAUGGCCAGCCAGAUAGAUGGAAGGGAGAGACACUGCCAGCAGGACGGGCGACACCGGCGCUUCUCAAGAGGCGCCCCAGAGGCGCUGUCAGAGGUGCUGUCAGAGGUGCUGGUCAACCCGCUGGACGGCAGCGAGAAGCGGCUCGGCGACGGGUCGGGCUUCUUCCAGUACUACCUCAAGAUCGUGCCAACGGUCUACGAGCCGCUGCGCGGGCCCGUGCUCCGGACGAACCAGUACUCGUACACGGAGCUCUUCCGCACGACGGAGGAGGUGGACAAGAUGCCCGCCGUCUACUUCCACUACGAGAUCUCGCCCAUCAUGGCGCGCUUCGCCGAGGGGCGCCGCUCCCUCUCCUCCUUCCUAACCGGCCUCUGCGCCAUCAUCGGCGCGCCAGCCGAGAUCUACCGAGAUCGGUCCGAGAUAGACACCAACCUCUGCGCCAUCACCGUCGCACGCGCAGCCACCAACUUACUGGCGCCCCACGAUCCGCCACCCAGCGAAAAUCCCGCGCGCGGCGUCUUCACCGUCGCCGGCAUGGUGGACUCGUGCAUCCACCGCGUCUCCCGAGCGACAAAGGAGCUAGUCGAGUUGGCACGCGCCUUCUACUACACCGUGCCCGCCGACGCCAAGGUGAAGCAGCUCGACCACCCCAGCCCGAGCGGACAGGUCCGGCUGCUCUCGCGCGGCGCCUGCGCGGUUCUCUCUCCGAUGGCUGCCCUCUUUCCGCGGCGUUAA
This is a messenger RNA of Emiliania huxleyi CCMP1516, 1491 nucleotides long. RefSeq lists its product as hypothetical. The record is from RefSeq and is a predicted model, not a curated record. The transcript is spliced from 10 exons. Gene Ontology annotation, cellular component: COPII-coated ER to Golgi transport vesicle; endoplasmic reticulum. Bases 1 to 1491 code for a protein of 496 amino acids. Lineage: Eukaryota; Haptophyta; Isochrysidales; Noelaerhabdaceae.